AUGGAUGGCAUUGCGCUACUUCUAUUAUCACUGGUAUCAGUUAGUGAAGGGGAAACGCAUGUUGAGUUCUUGGAAGGAUGCAGUUCACAUUGCUCCAGUAAAUUCGAUGAGAAUCUAUCAUGUUGGAACAAAACAACUCAAUUUUUUAAUAAAAUACUUUUGGGCGCAUUUUUUCGAUAUGUUACCACACAGAAAAGCAUUGACAGAAUAAUGGAAUAUAUGGAGCGUAAUUAUUUCAAUAACGAUAGUGUCAUUCUAACAACAGAACUUAUUAAUAGAACUAUAAUGGCUUUUGUUUCUACUGCUUUUGAAACGAUUAAAACAAAAAAACAAUUCACUUUGUUGCCAUGCCCAAAAGGCUGUGAAAGGCCAUCAAAUUUUUGGUUAUCAUCGACUUUCAUAUCACUCUUACUUUCUGCUAUUCUAACAACUAUUAUUAUAAUUAAAACACUCAAAGAGGAUCGGAUGGAUCAAAAUUAUGGUGUAAUUGAAGAAACGGCAAAAACUGAUGAAACUUUGUGCCUUGUGGUUGUUUGCACCGAAGAAGUGGACACAUAUGGCCGCGAUUUUAUUUUUGUAUACCCACCAAAUAAUAGUGGAUCUAGCGGAAUGAACGCUACAUUAAGCAUUAUCAAUCCGGACACAAGACAUCAUGCUAAUGUCACCAUCGAAUAUCCGGAAUUUAAUACUAUUGGUGAUAAGAUCACAGUAAUACGACAUACCACAAUUUCGGUUGUCAAAGUAAUGAGCAGAAAUCUGCUUAAUUUUCAUAAGUCGGUAAUUCUGGACAACAUUACCAACGGUUUGCGCUCAUACUUAGAUGCUCGAAUCGUUGUUCAUUCCACAAUCCCAAUUACUCUUAUAGCAAAUAGUAUGGAUGUUUAUGGCGCACAAGACAGCUUUCUUGUACUGCCAAUAUCGAUGGCUGGAAAUCACUAUGCAUUUACACUUCCGGCAUCAUCGUCAUCCGGUUCAACACUUAUUUAUUUUCUGCCAGUGAAAGCUGAGCCUAAUCAGUAUAUUACUAUUAAUUUUGUCCAUGAAGCAUUCUCUUCCUCCUGCAAAUACACUGCAAAAGUAGGUAAAAUGCUGGUAUUCAGUUUAUCAGGAAAAAGCGUUACGUUUUGGGCGCGCAGUAAUUUUACAUUCAUCAUCGUUGCAGCCGUACGUGGACUGCCAACAAAGAAAAAAUCAAAUAUACUUGAUUUCGGCUGCUUUAUGCCAAGCCCAAUGCCAACGAUGGAUUGCGAUAAGUUAUCAGUGAGAGAUAGCCAUGUGACACCAUUGCUUACUGGAAAAUACUAUUUCUUAACACCACCAUCCUUUAAAUGUGGAUCAGUGGAAAUUUCGAUUUACGGUUCGAAUAAAGCUGUCAAGACGAAGCAUUUGUUAUCCACUUCCAUUCAAUCAUCCAAUCCGGUGAUACUUGAUGAAUACGGAAACAUGGCUGCGAUAAGUACUACAAUAAUGCUAAAUGUUAUCCGUUAUGGUGGUUACAAUGUUGGAGCAUUGAACUAUGAGGAAGGUGGAUAUUUGCAUGAGGUACCAACCAUUUCACAAUUUAUCACCGGUAUGAUUCCAAUUAUCGUACCCAGCGACAGCAAUCAAAUUACUGUGAUAGCAGAUUAUAAAGCAAUGUCAAGUGCCUUUUUUGAUGGCGAAAUUAGCUUAUCAUUUACUGUCCUACCAUUUCUACAUAAUUCAUUGUAUUAUGCAACCGGUACUGUAUCAUCUGGUUUCCAUUUCUUCUAUGCUGAUGGCCUAUACAUUAUUUUUAUUACCGGUCGCACAAAUAAUAGCGCUUAUGGAUAUAUUCCUGCUUUUAACAGCCGGAAAGUUGUCAAGAUCAAUUCUACUACGAGUGAGUCAUUUGCAUUUUGCAUUGCCUCAUUGUUUGAUGAUAAAAAUUAA
Messenger RNA from Cercopithifilaria johnstoni, 1911 nucleotides. NCBI's taxonomy places the organism in Eukaryota, Metazoa, Nematoda, Chromadorea, Rhabditida, Onchocercidae. The record is from the annotation of a GenBank genome assembly.